Letharia columbiana is the source of this 1629-nucleotide messenger RNA. RefSeq lists its product as uncharacterized. The coding region runs from base 1 to 1629 and encodes 542 amino acids. The record is from RefSeq and is a predicted model, not a curated record. The transcript is spliced from 5 exons. Lineage: Eukaryota; Fungi; Ascomycota; Lecanoromycetes; Lecanorales; Parmeliaceae.
AUGUCUGGCAACUUCGACUUCCCACCUGCAACUACGAGGCAAGGCCAGGCUCCUUCCUUCCACGAUGCCUCCAACAUUGUUCGAGAAACUGCAUCGCAUCGCAACGCUCUACGACAUAGGAUCGAAGAAGUACGGCGAUUGAGAGACCAUAUGAAUAACUCGGACGAGCGUCAAAGACUGCGAGUGGUGCGAGAAGAGUUGAGGCGUAGAACCACUGCUGAGCCGAGGCCUGCAAAUGGGAAUACAGCGUCUGAUGCCCAAGCUCCAACUUCUGCUAUGAGAUCCCGACUCGAAAAUGUUCGUUACCGAGCUCGUCAACGUGUACAAGACCGAACGACUCCGUCGGGAAGUGGGGGAACCGUACAACAAGCGGUGGAGCGACUCAACGAAGCCAGCUCUAAUCUUAGCUCAUUACUCGACCAACCAAUUCCGAGGAUUGAAUCUCCAGAUAUGAGUGCUCGAGAAUACUCAGGCGAGGCAGAAGUGAACAGAAGACGGGCCAAGCGCCGAAAAUUGGAUGCUGAUCCUUCAUCUGCUGGCCACCUGAGAGGUUUUAGCUAUGGGUACCGUGGACAAGUAGUACCCGGACCUCUGAAGAUGGAAAUCGUCAGCUGCGAUGGUGGCUUACACACGGAAGCAGCCAGACAUGGCAGAGAGUAUUGGCCUGAGAACGUGCUCCGUAACGACAAGAGCGUCUAUUGCACCGAUAACAACAAAUGCAAUCUGAUUUUACGUCAUAUGGGGGAGACUACAUUUUGUUUAAAGAAGCUUGUGAUCAAAGCCCCCGAAAGAGGAUUUACAGCACCCAUACAAGAAGGCAUGGUCUUCGUUUCUAUGUUAGCUUCUGAUCUCCUUACUCGUACUGCUCAGUAUCAGAUGCGGGAUCCUUCUCCGCUCCAGGAAAGCGAGGACCUGGAGCCUCUAUUCUCAGACGACGCAAAUGAAAGUCGACCCCCCUCUCGCAGACGAGACUCGAGUGCCCAACGCACAGUUCCUCCUCCAAUCUCGAAUCUAGCUGCUCGUAGCAAUCGAUAUUACCAUACCAGAGGUUUCAGGACCAGCGGCCAACCCUUUCCAGCAAUCGACCUCCGCCAUGAUUCUACUCCGCCUUCCCAAACUUUCCUUCCUCCAGAGCCUGCUGACUUCGCAGUAACAACCUCAUGUAACGACCCAUCUUCUGAUGAAGAAGAACCGUCAAGCGCCGCUACGCUGGCCGAUCGCCUCCGCCGCGACCACCUUCCGUCACCUUUUGAGCUCUCCUCUGAAGAAGAUACAGAAGACGGCUUAGAGCGCGGUAUGCGACGUGCAAGGGUCUUGGGGGUUUCUUCGAGUCAUACCUACUAUCGCAGAAACAGUCGCAGGGCGGAACCGAGCAAGAUUGAAAUUGUCGGUGCUGCAGACGUUAGUGGAGAUGGGACGGAGAACGAAAAAGUUUUGGCUCCGCAUGCCAGGUUCUUCAUCGAGAGAACUCGCAGUGUGGUUAGUGUCAAAUUUGACCCACCUGUGUCCGGCAAAUUCAUCCUCCUGAAGCUGUGGAGUCCAUCCAAGGAACAGAACAUCGAUAUUCAAAGCAUCGUGGCGUAUGGUUUUGCGGGACCGAGGUUCUUUCCUGCUGCACAGAUGACGUGA